This is a messenger RNA of Ananas comosus (pineapple), 1915 nucleotides long. Its product is annotated as UTP--glucose-1-phosphate uridylyltransferase. Bases 150 to 1580 code for a protein of 476 amino acids. Gene Ontology annotation, biological process: UDP-alpha-D-glucose metabolic process; glycogen metabolic process. NCBI's taxonomy places the organism in Eukaryota, Viridiplantae, Streptophyta, Magnoliopsida, Poales, Bromeliaceae. Gene Ontology annotation, molecular function: UTP:glucose-1-phosphate uridylyltransferase activity. Gene Ontology annotation, cellular component: cytoplasm. The record is from RefSeq and is a predicted model, not a curated record. The transcript has 21 exons.
AACACACCACUCGUCGGUCGUCUCCUCUCCUCAGAUCCCAUCUCCACCACCAACACCUUUAAAGCUAUCUCCUCCGCGCUUUCGAGAAGCCUCUCGAUUCCUCUCCCUCUACCCUCUUCUCCCUCUCCUCUAGGGUUUCUCGAUCGCCGAUGGCGACCGUCGCUUUGAACCCUGUAGCCGCCGAGGAGAAGCUCGGGAAGCUACGCUCUGCUGUUGCUCAACUCGAUCAGAUCAGUGAAAAUGAGAAAAACGGGUUCAUCAGUCUCGUCGCUCGCUAUUUGAGUGGAGAGGCGGAGCAGAUCGAGUGGAGCAAGAUCCAGACUCCGACUGAUGAAGUCGUGGUGCCUUAUGAGGCCCUCGCACCUCCUCCGGAAGAUCUUGAAGCAACUAAGAAGCUUCUUGACAAGCUUGCCGUGCUGAAGCUCAAUGGAGGACUGGGGACGACAAUGGGAUGCACUGGACCGAAGUCUGUCAUCGAAGUUCGGAAUGGAUUCACAUUCCUUGACUUAAUUGUUAUUCAAAUAGAGUCUCUCAACAAGAAGUAUGGGUGCAAUGUCCCUUUGCUUUUGAUGAAUUCGUUCAAUACUCAUGAUGACACAUUGAAGAUUGUGGAGAAGUACACCAAUUCAAACAUCGAGAUUCAUACAUUCAAUCAGAGCCAGUACCCUCGUUUGGUUGUUGAGGACUUUAUUCCCUUGCCGAGCAAAGGGAAAGUCGGGAAGGAUGGCUGGUAUCCUCCUGGCCAUGGUGAUGUAUUCCCAUCAUUGAUGAAUAGUGGGAAGCUUGAAGCCUUACUAUCUAAGGGUAAGGAGUAUGUCUUCAUUGCAAACUCUGACAACUUGGGUGCCAUUGUCGACUUAAAAAUCUUAAACCAUUUGAUUAAUAACCAGAAUGAAUAUUGUAUGGAGGUUACUCCAAAAACUUUGGCUGAUGUUAAAGGUGGUACACUGAUCUCAUAUGAAGGAAGACUUCAGCUUUUGGAGAUUGCACAAGUUCCUGAUGCGCAUGUGAAUGAAUUCAAAUCAAUUGAGAAGUUCAAGAUUUUCAACACCAACAACCUAUGGGUGAACUUGAAGGCCAUCAAGAGGCUUGUUGAAGCUGAUGCUCUGAAAAUGGAGAUUAUUCCAAACCCCAAGGAAGUGGAUGGCGUGAAAGUUCUUCAAUUGGAAACAGCAGCUGGAGCAGCCAUUCGGUUCUUCGACAAUGCAAUUGGUGUUAAUGUUCCUCGAUCCCGCUUCCUCCCAGUGAAGGCAACGUCAGAUUUGCUUCUUGUGCAGUCCGAUCUUUAUACCUUGGUUGAUGGCUUUGUUAUCCGUAACAAAGCUAGGACAAACCCGUCAAAUCCCACAAUUGAACUGGGACCUGAGUUUAAGAAGGUUGGUGACUUCCUUAAACGCUUCAAGUCCAUCCCCAGCAUAGUUGAGCUCGAUAGUUUAAAGGUUUCUGGUGAUGUAUGGUUUGGUGCUCGCGUUGUCCUUAAGGGCAAGGUCGUCAUCGCUGCAAAACCCGGUGUGAAGCUCGAGAUCCCAGAUGGAGUCGUGCUUGAGAACAAGGAGAUCAACAGCCCGGAGGACAUCUAAGCAUAUGCUUGACCUUCUCCAGUUUUGUUUCAGUCAUGUUUCGCCCAGGUCUGAGGGUUUGUGUUAUCUCAUCUAUGCUCCAGGUUUUAUAUAUAAACAUGCCUGAGUAACCAUAAUAAUAAUAAUAUAUGUACUCUGUGCUCGCGCACCAUUUUUGUUUUGAGGCAUAUUUUUUUCUCUUAGUAGGAUUAGAAUAUAUGUCGUUGUAUGAAUAAUGAGAAGCACCCUACUUUUUAAGGAUCUAUUGAAGCAUUCAGGAUCAUAGGAAGGAGAAAGUAAUAUUUCAAUGGACGAACGCGUGUUGGUGUUAACCUUUUUACUUGGGUUAAGAUUCU